Molecule: messenger RNA, 2638 nt
Organism: Mytilus californianus (California mussel)
Lineage: Eukaryota; Metazoa; Mollusca; Bivalvia; Mytilida; Mytilidae
Product: putative transporter SVOPL
Exons: 15
Coding region: 235-1755 (506 amino acids)
Biological process (GO): transmembrane transport
Cellular component (GO): membrane
Molecular function (GO): transmembrane transporter activity
Source: RefSeq, a predicted model, not a curated record
GGUGCCGAAAUUGAUUGGUGCCGGAAGUGUCUUGUUACCUUAAGCGACCAUAUUUAUUUUCGAUGUCUUCAGCGACAGAAACAGAAACGUGUCAGAGAAUUUGAACAGACAUCAUUCUGAGUGAAUCUCAGUGAAAUUUGAAUAUAAAAAAUAAACCAUCUUUGUCACGGGCAAAAUAUGAAGUAGUUCUUUAAAUCAAGGAUAAGAAGUUGGGCAAGAGUACACAGUACCAUCAUGGAGUCACUUUUGACUUCUGCAGACACAGCUUACAGCAGGCCAUCCAGAAUGACAAUGAAAUACACUAAGUUACAUUCUGGGGAAUCUAAUGGCAAUGUUGACCAGGAACUUGAAGCUAUAGCUUUAUUAGAGAGUGAAUCUGAGUCCUCAGGAGGAGAGAUGUACACUGAAGAAGCAAACAAGAAACAUUUCACUGUAGAGGAAGCCGUAGAAGCAGUUGGGUUUGGCUGGUUCCAGAUCCGACUGUACUUCAUGUGUGGUUUGUUUACUGCCGCAGAUUCCUUAGAAAUGAUGUUACUGGCAGUUAUAUCUCCCGUGUUGAGAUGUGAAUGGGGAUUAGAACAUUUCCAUGUUGCAUUUAUAACUACAGUUGUGUUUAUUGGGAUGUGUAUCAUGGCCCCGGUAUGGGGUGCCAUAGGGGACAGAUAUGGAAGGCAGACAACAUUAUAUAUGGUAACAUUCUGGAUAGGAUACUAUGGACUGCUAACAACAUUUAGUCCAUCUUAUUAUUGGAUCCUGUUUUUACGAUGUCUUGUAGGUGGGGGUCUUGCAGGGUCACCUCAAAGCUUUGCCUUGAUGGCCGAAUACUUACCAGCUAAAUAUAGAGCCAAGAUGCUGAUCCUUGGAAGUGUGCCGUGGGCCAUUGGUACUAUAUUUGAAGUGACAGUAGCUGCGUUUACUAUACCUACACUUGGAUGGCGAUGGCUACUGGUAUUUUCUGCAGCACCUUCUUUUAUCAUGCUGCUUAUUUUAAAGUUUUUACCAGAGUCUGCCAGGUAUCUUGUAGCUGCAGGUGAUAAAGAUGGAGCAAUCAAAAUAUUACAAAAAGCUGCCAAAGUAAACAAAGCCUCACUUCCAGAGGGUAAUCUCGUCCAAUCAAAAGUUGUACAAAGAGGAGAAUUUAAAGAUUUAUUUUCAAGUAAUUAUGUAGGAACGACUGUAAUGCUGUGGGUUUUAUGGUUUGCCACGGCGUUCUCAUACUAUGGUAUGGUGCUAGCAAGUACAGAAAUACUACAAAAGAAAAAGACAGGAGAGAGUUGUAGCUGCAAUCUUUUAAACAAUAAUGAUUAUACUACAAUGAUACUAUCAUCAUUUGGUGAACUGAUCCCAUUACCUAUAAAUAUGUUUUUAAUAGACAGAGUGGGAAGAAAAAAAAUGGGUGCUUUUAAUAUGGGAGGUUGUGCAUUUUUCUUCAUGUUGUUACAAAUACCAAUGCCACAGAAAGCUUUAACUGCUGUAAUGUUUUGUGUAAGAGGAUUUUCAUCUGGGAUGUUUAACUUUGUUUACAUUUACUCAGCUGAGGUUUAUCCAACUAAUAUAAGAACCCUUGGAAUAGGUGCUGCAUCGUCAUGGGCUAGAGUAGGUGCUAUGGUCACUCCUUUUGUUGCUCAGGUAUUGUUAGAUCAGUCGUUAACAGCUGCUGUGUGGGUGUAUAGUAGUGUAUGUUCUGUUGCUGCUAUUUGUGCCAUAUGUUUGCCAAUAGAAACCAUGGGAAGAGCAUUACCACACACAACAUGAAGAAAAGAAAAAGUCUUUAAUCAAGCAGAAAAUCAAAAAACAUUGGUAGAAGAGGAAAUAUUCUUAAUUCAAUGAUUGUGUUCAGAUUUCGACAUUUCAUGUGAUUGAUUUGCAGAGCAUUCCAAUUGUUAUUUAUCAUUAGGUAAUCACCUGUAAUUAUGAUUGAAUUAUUUAUUAUAUUGCAAUACUGUAGGGAUUUAAAAAGAGCUGUGUAGGAUAGAAAUCGACCUUAUGCAAAAGCACAUAUACAUGUACAUGUUUUCUGCUCUUUGGUCAGGUUGUUGUCUCUUUGACAUAUUCCCCAUUUCCAUUCUCAAUUUAACAUGUACUGUCAAUUCAGAAAUUAUUGCAAAUAAUGGGACUUUGUGAGUAUGGCAAUAACAAAAAGUCGCUUUCUGAUACCUGACACAUAUUAGAAUGGAGAUUUUCCUGAAAUCGCAAUAAUUAAUCUCACAUUUUUGUCCUUUCUUCAAAAAUUGCAAUAAUAAAUGCAUGCAAUAAUUUCUGAACACAGUACAAGACUUUGAUUGAUUUUGAAACAUUCAAAUAUGAAAUAAAAGAUGAAUUUUGUCUGUUUUGUAGCAUUCUUAUAUCAACUCAAUGUUCAAACAGUUACAGACUUAGAGAUUUUUCAAACCCAAGUAGGUUAAUAGAUGUAUUGAUAUUCAUUUGCAUAAAGUUGAUUUCUAUCCGAUGCAACUCAAAUUGAAUUUACAGCAGAAUGCAUCGAGUGUGUAGGUAAAGGUAAUAUCUUUGGUUAGCUUGCAAGCUUGUUAGCUGAACCGUGAAGUCAUUAUUAGGUUAGGUAAACUACCCUCCUUUAAGAAUAGACUAGUCCGACAGAUAACCAAUCUAUCUGUCUGUAGGACUUGACUACUCCGAA